This is a messenger RNA of Penaeus chinensis, 1728 nucleotides long. RefSeq names its product F-box/SPRY domain-containing protein 1-like (gene Fsn). Gene Ontology annotation, molecular function: protein binding. Gene Ontology annotation, biological process: proteasome-mediated ubiquitin-dependent protein catabolic process; synapse assembly involved in innervation. The coding region runs from base 38 to 637 and encodes 199 amino acids. Gene Ontology annotation, cellular component: synapse; SCF ubiquitin ligase complex. The transcript has a single exon. The record is from RefSeq and is a predicted model, not a curated record. Lineage: Eukaryota; Metazoa; Arthropoda; Malacostraca; Decapoda; Penaeidae.
CGCGUUUAUACUCUAGUGUUGUUGCUCAGCCGGCAAAAUGGUGAAUUGGUGCUUCUUGUCGGAUCACGUUUUAGAGGUCAUAUUCUCGUACUUGGACGUGCACGACUUACGGAACUGUUCGUUAGUGUGUAAGACGUGGUACAGAUACUUGAAUGACGAGAACAACGACGUGUGGCGGCUGCAUUGCAUCAGAAAGCUAGCCGAGGAGGCUUUGAAAUCGGACUUAUUAGCAUCUGUUCCCACGUAUAAAGCCAAGUUAAGAGCAUUCUACCAUGCGUGGAACCCGAAUGAUUGCUCGAGAAACAUUUAUGUCAAGCCCAAUGGCUUUACGCUGCACAGAAACCCGGUGGCCCAGAGCACGGACGGAGCCAGAGGGAAGAUCGGGUUCAGGUCAGGUAGACAUGCAUGGGAAGUGGUGUGGGAAGGACCCCUUGGUACUGUGGCUGUAAUUGGCAUUGCAACAAAGGACGCGGCUGUGCAGUGCCCCGGGUAUGUGGCGUUGUUAGGCUCCGAUGAGCACUCCUGGGGGUGGAAUCUAGUCGACAAUCAUUUGUUACACAAUGGAGACUCCCAGGGGAAUUACCCCUUGUUGAACAAUGCACCAAAGUAUCAGGUACGUUUGCAGAGCCUGUGGUGAUAACAUGUUUGUGUAUAAAGUGUUGAGAUUUAACAAAAAUUGUGGUUUGAAGAUUUAUAUGGUAGUGGUUAGAAAUGGCGUCUAAUCUGUAGAGAUUUGAUAGACCUCCGUACAUGUAUUUUGAAUAAUAAUUUGAAGAAGGAAUUGACAGCUGAUAUUUAAACUGUUCUUUCACCCCUUUGCUGAACUUGAUUUGUGUGUUUUCAUUGUCGUUUUCAUGUUUCGGAAGUAUUUGAGCAUCUGUCACAGACCAUUUUACAGGGUAAUGUUUUAGAUUCAUACAGCCAUCGAACCUUGCAAUUAUAUUCCUAUUUUUUUUCAUAUUGUCAUAGUUUUCCUUCAUAAAUGAAGUACAAGGUAAAAUCUGCCUGUAAUGGACAGAAUGACACUUUUCAUCUAAAUUAUAACUUUUGAAAGUUAAUGAUUAAAAAGCUGUGCAAUAUAUAAUACUUUGGUAUAAAUGGUAUAGGUAAAGUUCUGACUAGCCGUCUUUAAACCGGAAAAAAAUAUAUGCAUGUGAUAGAGCAAAUAAAUCUAAGAAACUUAUCUUCUAUGAACUUCCGUCGCAAAUCAGAAAUAACGAAGUUAUUGGACACGCAAGUGUCACAGAGCCCCUGAUAGGAAAUAUAGUGAUCCAGUGGGGUCUGGGUGUAAAUCCCCCUAGUUAGAAAGUUUUUGGUUCAUAUGUUUGUGGAAUUCCCAGGAAUGGUUGGAGUAAUAGGAACUUAAUCUGCAUUCACUUUAUUAACAUUACCAAUACUUUCAUUUAUGUUAUUUGUGAUGGAAAAUAAUGAGUUUCACAUAAAUUACAAUAUAGAUGAUUGCAAGAAGGAUCAAUAAUUGCAAGAUUGGAUGGCCGCGUGAAACAAAAAAUUACCGCAAAUAAUAUAAAUUAAAAUAUUGGUUAUAGUGCAACCCUCUGACACUAAGGCCUCAUGACUUUGUGUCUCCACAUGAGGCUUUCCACCUGUAUUGCAUGCAUUCAGAAUGCCUCGGAGAUGAAGUUGUCAGCGACUGAUUUUGUUGUACUAAUUUCCAUCUUGAUCUUGUGCUGUGCAUCUGUAAUAAAAAGUUUAUAUAGAUAAGUAAAG